UGUUGGGACAGUCUGCUAAGUUGUAAGAAGCGGGGAAAGUCCGCUGCGAGCGCUUUGGUUCUGGCGGGGUGAGCGUGCUGGUUGUCUUGGUUUGUGAAAGGAUAACGCUGGAUGGUGGGGAGAAAAAAAUGAUUCGGACUGGCUAAAAGACUGUUACCCGGGGUGUCCCGGAGAAGUGGGAAGCUGGCUGAUUUGAGCUGAUGGGAUUGGUGCACUCCAGGAGCCCUUGACUAAAUAAUGCCAUCUAUCAAGACUUAGGAAAUAUAUCUUCUCUGUCACUGCCCCUGCCUUCUAGAAUGAGAUUUCUCUGAGAUUUAGGUGUAGAGAUGCAGGAAGGUGUCCGUUUUGCUUCUUCAGGAGAUGAUGAUGUUAAAAUAUGGGAUUCGUCUUCUAUAACUGUUGUGGAUCAAUUUAGUCCCCAUGAAUCUUCUCACCCAGUUAAUUCAGUAUGCUGGGGUAGCAACAAUAACUUUUUGGUAACAACGUCAGCUGUUGGUGAUAAGAUAGUGAUUUCAAAUUAUAAAGGAAAACCAGUUCCACUCUUUGAACUAGCUGAAGGGGCAAAGCAAACAUGUAUAAGCUUGAGUUCGAAUUCAAUGUAUAUUGCAAGUGGAGGAAUUGAUAGCACUGUUAAUAUCUGGGAUUUAAAAUACAGAAAACUUCACCGAUCACUUAAGGAUCAUAGAGAUGAAAUAACUUGUGUGUCAUUUAAUUGGAAUGAUUACUAUAUUGCCUCAGGAUCCAUGAGUGGUGAAAUUAUCCUGCAUAGUAUCGCUACAAAUUUAUCCAGCACUCCAUUUGGUCAUGGAAGCUCACAGCCCAUACGCCAUUUGAAAUAUUCUCCCUUUAAAAAAGCAUUAUUGGGCAGCGCCUCUGACAGUGGAACUGUAACCCUAUGGGAUGUCAACAGUCAAACUCCGUACCAUAACUUUGAAAAUUCUCAUAAAGCUCCAGCUUAUGAAAUCUGUUUUUCUCCCAUCAGUGAGUUGCUGCUUGUAACUGUAGGUCUAGAUAAAAGAAUAAUUCUCUAUGACACAGCAAGUAAAAGGCAGUUGAGAACUUUAGUAGCAGAAUCUCCCCUAACUGCAGUAGAAUUCAUGCCUGAAGGAAAUUCACUGAUUAUUGGCUCCUCUCGUGGAAAAAUAUACCAUUAUGAUUUAAGAAAGCUGACAGCACCUGUGAAAUCAGUCAGUGCUCACAAAACCUCUGUGAAAUGCAUAACACUGCAGAAUUGUAACAGUUUUUCAAAGUCUAGUCAUAAAACAAGUUCAAGUAAGCAAACUUGCAAAAAAUCUGGUGUCAAAUCCACAAAUAAUACUGGAGGAAUUCAGAAUGUUGGCAUUUUAAAAAAUCUUAUAUCUAAUGUACCUGCUACUUUCCUGCCCCAGUCCAUGCCAAGUAAUGAAGUUAAAGGAACUGAUGCUAUUCCAGAUAAAUCAGGCUUGACCCAGAGCAGCAAUUUGGAUGUAAUUCCUUCCAAAGAGUUGGAUCAUGGGAAUACUUCUAAUUCAACUAAUUUUGAAGACUUGGGAAAAAAUAGUUUGGGUGACCUGUUUUCUCCACUUCGAGAUGAUAUUGCGGCUUGUAAAGCAAAUGAAGAUGUUCCAGGAAAGAAUGAUGGUUUGGAUUUUCAGUCUUAUCUUUUAAGCAUGGAUUUUCUCUCUCAGUUUAAUAAUGCUUUACCUACAAGAAAAAAUCCAGCAGGAUCAAAUCCACAAAUUGUUCAUUCAAGUCCACUUAAUAUAUUUGUUGGCUCCCCCAUUAAAGAGGAAGAUGAGCAUCUAGAUAUUGAUGCUAAAAAAACAAAUCAUGGAAAACAAGAAUCCAAUGAGCACAUCAAACAGUUGAGCUCCUCAAGCUCUGAUUCUUCAACCCUGAAUACUCCACCUGUUGCCAAUUUAAUCAAGAGUCCUGAUUCCAGAGAAAGACUUAUUAAGAAUACCCAGACACAACUUUUAUAUGAAUCACCAAUGAAUGGUACUACCUCAACAAAUCCGAAGAUAUCUUCCAAUAUUACUUCUGGAGUUGCUAGUACACUAUCUGAAAAAAUAAUAGAUACUAUUGGAAACAGCCGAUCGAAUGCACCUUUAUCAUCAAUACAAAUUCAUUUCAUUCAGAAUAUGAUACAAGAAACUCUGGAUGAUUUCAGGGAAGCUUGUCAUCGUGACAUUGUAAAUUUGCAAGUAGAAAUGAUCAAACAGUUUCAUGUUCAGUUGAAUGAAAUGCAUGCCUUACUUGAAAGAUAUUCUAUAAAUGACAGUUUAGUAGCAGAAAUUGAAAAAUUGCGUGAAGAAAAUAAAAGACUUCAAACCCACUUCUGACAGAUUUCUAUUCAUGUGAAGAAAAUAAUUUGAUAUUUUUGUUCCAAAUGGCUAAGACAUCAUGAUGUCAUCUGAUAAUUUCUGAAGUAGAGUGUAAAUUCAGUAUUUCUUUCAGUACCAAAUAAUUGUAGAAAAGCAAUAUAUACUGACUUAAUACAGAAAAUGCACUUACAUUUGUAUCAAAGUGUUUUAAUGGUAAAAUUGAGGCUAACAGGAUUAUUAACCAUUUCUCUAUCUGUAUAUAAAGUGCCUUUAUAAAAAAGGAAACUAGGACAUUUUUUUUUGUAUAACAAUUUAUCAACCUUCUUUGCCUUGUGUGGUGUUGGUGGAACUCUCUCCUUUUAGCCUGAAAAAAACCGCAAGUGCCUGACUUUUGAUUUUUAUAUUGUACAUGCUCUUUAAAAGUUCAUAUCUUUCCUACAGUGGUUACUUUGUAAGUGUAGAAUACAACUCUAAUAUGUAACUCAGUUGUAAACAAAAUACCUUCAACUUUUCUAUAUAAUUUCAGAAUACAAUUUGAAUAAACAAUAUGUAUAGUUUUGUCUAAUCAUACUUGAUCCAAUAGUAUUACUAUACUAAAAUCAGCAAUUCCUCAAUCUGUUCUUUCAGUAUAGUUUUCUUGAUUUCUAGUGCAACCAUAGUCAAACUCAGUUAUUUCAGUUUGACUUUGCUGUUUGUUAGAUUUUUGUUAUUAAAGUUGAAGAAUUGAAUAGGCUUAAUGUAAUUUAAUCUGCAAAACAAAAUAACUAAAACUACUUGGCUGUCCAGUGGGUCAAAAAUAUGUCCUGGAUCUUCCUGUCACCAAUAAUGUUUUAAAAGAAUGUAAUUUCCGUGACAGAAACAUGUGCCUUUGAUGUAAAUGAAGAAAAUGUUUUCAAAAACUUAUACCAAGUUGAUACAAUUCAGUAAAAUUAUUAGUUUAUCCAUUUUAAUAUAAAUUUUAUUUAGAUUAUCAUAAUAUAAAAUACAAAUGAAAAUAAAGAUAGUAGAGAAAUGGGGAAGGGAAAGAAAGGUGUGGGAUAACAGAAGAGAGAAAAAAAGUAUUCCAAUUAUUUUUCAGAUCAGUAAAGUACAAAAAAAAGGUUAAUUAUCCAUGAGGAAUGUGUACAUCGUGAUACAGUCCAUUCCAGAAUAAAAACAAGCUGUCUUUGAAAGCGGCAGACUAUUUAUUUAUUGUAGCAUUGUAAACCCAAAUUGGCCAGCUUCAAGUUGCUAUAAUAAUGGAUUUUAUUCAUCAACAAGGAGUUUGGACUACAUUUUCAAAAGAUUGUGUCAUUAUUGUCAGGUACUACAGUAAGUUCCACCAAAUGUAAAGAGAUUUCAAUAUUUUAAUAAUAUGAAUAAUGCAACUUGAAUUUGCUUUUCCAGGUGCUGUUUAGUUGGUAACAAACUAGCAUAGCUAUUUAUAAGUACAGUAAACUGAUUUUAGGAAGGAAAGAUCUGAUAUCCAGAAUUGUGUAUGUCCUGCGUUGAAUAUAAACAGCUCUAUUAAAUCCCUUUUGUUUUCCUAUUCAUACCACAAAUCAGGAGAAUUACAUUAUUCAGAAAUGAAUAAUAUGCAGCAGUUCUAUAUACUUUCCAUAGGAAACUGGACAAUGAAUCUAUGGGAAUUACUGUGAAAGGCAGUGUGUUUAAGGAUAUGAGUCCAUGUUUAAGGAUAUGAGUCCAUUUUAAUUUCUUAUAUAGGUAAGGCAUAUUAUUUUGGCAGAAGAUAUAAAAUAUUUAGAAAAUAUGUCAAAACUUUGUGCUUGUCUUCCUUCCUUAUAUUUUUUCCAAUAUCAAAGCAUUUGAUAAUUUCAGGUGUCUUAUUAGACAUAACAGAAUUUAUAUGACAUGUUACUGUCUUUUACAUUCUGCAGAGUCAAAAUCAUGAAAUUGUUCACAGUGUUUAAAAAUGUAAAAGUAUUAAAUGCUUUCACACAGAGUAUAACCUAUUCAGUGCUUUUACAUGUACACACACAGACACACCCACCCAUCCACACACACACACGCACAGAGAGAGAGAGAGAGAGAGAGAGAGAGAGAGAGAGAGAGAGAAAGAGAGAGAUGUGUGUGUAUGUAUGUAUGUAUGUAUGUAUGUAUGUAUGUAUGUAUGUAUGUAUGUAUAUAAACUUGCACAUCUGACUUAGUUCCCAGUAAUCUGGCAUGGAAAGUACUUGUCUUUCACAUGACCUCUUAAAAUCAUUUCAGAAAACUGCAACCGUAUUAGAUUCUUUUGUAAACCUGUCCUAUACAGAAAUGCUUUCAAGAUUCUAUGGAGAAGAAAGUUGAAAUGUAAUUUAUAUUUAAAAAUCAUAUUGUCAUAAAGUAAAGGAAAAUCUUCAGUUAAGUAUUAUUAUGGCAGAUCUGUGUUAGAAUACUGCUUUUGAACACUUGUAAGAUAGCCAGGAUUUUAAAAAUAAGACAUGGUGACAAGCAGUAUAUGAGGUACAUUGACGGGAAUGCUGGCUUUGAUGGGUGGAAACCAGAAUGAAAGCAUGGUGAGUUCUUAAUUUACUGAACCAAUUUCCCACUGUGAAAUCCACAGGUUUCUGUUCUGAAUGAAUUUUGACAUGCUGUUCCAUUUUUCAGAUUAAUAUGCUUUCUUUGUUCAUUUACUAAACACAGAAAGUGUUGUGUGGUAUCAUAAAAUAAAUACAGUCCAAUUAACUUUUAAAAUAUUUUAAAGUAAAUAUUGUCCUUUUAUUGCCAAAUAUCACAGUUAUAUGGUUGCUACCAUUACGUUGCUUGUUAUUAUAGCAUGAGUUUAUUGUACGUGAGAGUAUCUCUCUGAGGGACAUGGAUGGUUCAAAGAUGUGAAAAUAAAACGACUUUCAAAGCAGAAACCAUAAGUAUGUUUGUUUAAUACGAUGAGAAAAAAAUAAGAGUGGAUUUUGUUCCCCUUUUUAGAGAGGAAAGAUGUUCACAGAUAUAAAAUUCAAUAGUAUUUUUUAGAAGAAUGGGAAUAUAUUAAUAUGUGACUCUUAUCAUGUUGAAAAGAAAGCACUAGAUUAAUAGAUUUCAUACAUGGACAGCAAUUAUGCCUUCAUUAAAAGUAAUAUAUUAAAUUGAACUGUAACACUGGAAUUUAAAUGUAAUAAAAACCAAUACUAGCAUACAUAAUAGCUAAGAAAUUACAACAUUGACUAGUUUUGGUCAUGUCAUUUCUAUAGUUAAUGGUAGUUGUUUAAUCCCUGUGCUUGUAUUUAAUUGGGAGUCAAAAUCGUUUUCAUGUAACCACAAAAGUAGUUUUAAAUUAUUACAAUGAUUUUCCCUUGUGAUUUUUUACUUAACUCAUAAUGUGUAUACAGUGUAUACAGUUAGGUUGUUGCAGCUCAGUGAUUGAUGUUUCCAUUUUAUUUCAUAUUUAUGAUAAAGUCAAGGGAGAGUCUCUUGCGCGCGCACGCGUACACACACACACACACACACAGGCUGGGCUCACACUAUACUUAAUUGUAUUCUAUUGGAAAACUGGGCUUUACAUCAUACUAAAUCUAAACUAACCAAAGUAUGUUUCAGUGCAAUGUACAAACUAUGUUACUCUUUUCAUAUUUCCUCUUUUACAGUCUUCUAAAUUAAAGCUACUGUUUCCAUAGUGACAUGUCAUUCAGAAAGGAAGACUCUAUGGAGUGAAUGAUUGAUGAAAUAAGCAACUUCAAAAUGGAAUGAAAAUGGAUAUUGUCCAAAAUAUAGCAAAGCAUUUGACAUUUAUUGGGAUUCUUUUUGUUGUUCUGGAGUAUUGUGUGGAUUUGAAGUAGAAAUAAAACUUUUUCCAACAUUA
Crotalus tigris (Tiger rattlesnake) is the source of this 6081-nucleotide messenger RNA. It is a transcript of the gene NEDD1, whose product is annotated as NEDD1 gamma-tubulin ring complex targeting factor. Gene Ontology annotation, cellular component: ciliary basal body; centriole; pericentriolar material. The record is from RefSeq and is a predicted model, not a curated record. Gene Ontology annotation, biological process: microtubule nucleation; mitotic cell cycle. Bases 327 to 2321 code for a protein of 664 amino acids. NCBI's taxonomy places the organism in Eukaryota, Metazoa, Chordata, Lepidosauria, Squamata, Viperidae. Gene Ontology annotation, molecular function: gamma-tubulin binding. The transcript is spliced from 16 exons.